GUUUGCGACACCGGUAGUUUCAAUCGCAGGAGCACCAUGGCUGACAAAGCAGAGAUCCAGGAGGCGAUUAAAACACAAGGAGAGGUCGUCAGAAAACUGAAAUCGGAGAAAGCGAGUAAAGAUCAGUGACAGGGUUGCUCACCAAUUUUCUCCUGUUCUUCCUGCUUGUUGCCACGGAUACCACCAUCAUCCUCAUCCUUCACAUCUCUUCACUGCACACCUGGACUGUUGCUGCUGUCCGUGAUUCUGCUGUGAUCCCGUGGAUGACUCUUUGUGAUUGUGCUAUUGCUGACUGUGUGAAUUCUGGUGCUGGUGUUGGGUUUGGACUCUGAUUGCAUAAUGAACACUUUGGGGUUGAUCUCCAUGCGCAUGUGUGCUGGACUGAUGGGCCGUCGGACCAUCAUGCAUCUGCGUUCUAUACGCCGCUCUUCUGGAAUGACUUUAUCACAGAUUGAUGAAGAAGUUGCCAAACUGUUGGCGCUUAAAGCUCAGCUGGGUGGAGAUGAGGGCAAACACACAUUUGUUCUCAAAACAGCCAAGGGGACCAGGGACUACAACCCCAAGCAGAUGGCUAUAAGAGAGAAGGUUUUCAACAUCAUCAUCAACUGCUUUAAACGUCAUGGUGCUGAAACCAUUGAUACUCCCGUCUUUGAGCUGAAGGAAACUUUAACAGGAAAGUACGGAGAGGACUCCAAACUUAUCUAUGAUCUAAAGGACCAGGGUGGGGAACUUCUUUCCUUGAGAUAUGACCUUACUGUCCCAUUCGCUCGCUACCUUGCAAUGAACAAGAUCACCAAUAUCAAGCGCUACCACAUCGCCAAAGUAUACCGUAGAGACAACCCAGCCAUGACCCGUGGCAGAUACAGGGAGUUUUACCAAUGUGAUUUCGACAUUGCGGGUCAGUAUGACGCGAUGAUCCCUGACGCAGAGUGUCUUAAGAUCGUCUACGAGAUCCUGAGCGAAUUAGAUCUGGGAGAUUUUCGCAUCAAGGUGAACGACAGGCGCAUUCUAGACGGGAUGUUCGCUGUGUGUGGCGUUCCCGACGAGAAGUUUCGGACGAUCUGCUCCACGGUGGACAAACUGGACAAGAUGGCCUGGGAGGAUGUAAAAAACGAGAUGGUAAACGAGAAGGGUCUUUCGGAAGAUGCAGCCGAUCAGAUCGGGGGUUACGUCAGCAUGCAAGGUGGGAAGGAUCUGGCUGAGCGACUGCUUCAGGAUCCCAAACUUUCCAAGAGCAAACAGGCCUGCGCUGGGCUUACAGAUAUGAAGCAGCUCUUCAGCUACCUCGAGCUCUUUCAGGUCACAGACAAGGUUGUGUUUGAUCUGAGUCUCGCUCGAGGUCUGGAUUAUUACACUGGUGUGAUUUAUGAGGCGGUUCUGUCCCAGACGGUACCAGCGUCAGCAUCCACAGAGCAGAACGGGGCGGCGGGCGAUGAGGCGGGCGUUAGCGUCGGCAGCGUGGCAGGUGGGGGGCGAUACGACGGUCUGGUGGGCAUGUUCGACCCCAAAGGCAGAAAAGUGCCAUGUGUGGGUGUAAGCAUUGGAAUCGAGAGAAUCUUCUCCAUCAUGGAGCAGAAGGCUGAGGCGUCUUCAGAGAAAGUGCGUACCACAGAAACGCAAGUGUUGGUGGCUUCAGCGCAGAAGAAUCUUCUAGAAGAACGACUAAAGCUGACCACCGAGCUUUGGAAUGCCGGAAUAAAGGCUGAAGUUUUAUAUAAGAAAAACCCAAAACUCUUGAGUCAGCUACAACACUGUGAGGAAACUGGAAUUCCACUAGUUGCUAUUUUAGGAGAGCAGGAACUCAAAGACGGAGUCGUCAAACUGCGCAUUGUCGCCAGCCGAGAAGAGGUGGAUGUGCCCAGACUAAAUCUGGUUGAUGAGAUCAAAAAACGGACCUUGUAAUCUUGGAAAUGGUCACAAAGGAGGAUGGACCUGUUUACCACACACCAGUUGUUUAACAUGUAUCUAUAUAGAGAGGUCGUAUUCAACUUUGCCUGUUCCUUAAAAAUGUGCUCGUCUUACAUCAGAUCUCUCAAUAAAUAAGUUAAAACGUCUUUGUGUGUCAUUUAUCUCCCCCUUAUGUCAGUCACGUGUUUAAACACCACUUAUUAAACGGCUUGUUGGAAUGCUUGAUUCUGAUUGGCCAGCUGCGACAUUUGCAUGUUUGUUAUUUCUAGAUAACAAGCACUUAAAACUAAUAACAAACAGUAACCCGGAUGAGUACAGUUUAUUAUUUAACAAAUUAAGUAUGUCUUAAUAACAUAUGACAUAUUUACAAAUAAUUAAAGGAACAGUAUGUAGGAUUGUGGCCAAAACUGGUAUUGCAAUCACAAAACUUGUGGCUAAAACUGGUACUGCAAUCACACUUUUAAAAUGACAAUAUCCUGGCCAGACACUGUUGUCAGUGAUAUAAGUAUUUGAAAUGAAAAUGAUUUCUUAAUGUCUAGUGACAUAUCAGGGCCAUUUUAUGAUUAAUUGAUAUACAUUUCUUACAUACUGUUCCUUUAAACCAAAUAGUGUGUUUGUAAUAUUUGAACGUCUUCAAAAUAAAUGGGUUUUCGCGGAAAGUCUACAUUUGUUAAAAAUGAGCUAAUAAAAUUUCAAAUCAA
This is a messenger RNA of Paramisgurnus dabryanus, 2609 nucleotides long. The record is from RefSeq and is a predicted model, not a curated record. Lineage: Eukaryota; Metazoa; Chordata; Actinopteri; Cypriniformes; Cobitidae.